AUGUCGAAUCAGGUUAAAUACCCCUGCACUAAUAUGGAUCAGGUAGAUUCCAUUACGCUUACUGACAUGCCUCUUGAUGACUAUCAACGCUACUACUUCCUACAACUUAUGACUCGUAUCGGUUCUUCUGCAUCUCCUACAAGUCUAUUAAGCGAAACAAGCAAAAGUCUCCACAUCAAGACUUCAUCCUAUAGGACUAAUUCUGCUUUCCUGUUUUACGAUAUUUCUAUGGGCCAGAGUAAUUUCAGUUCUCAUCAACUUUCGCGUAAGGAACGGAGGACAUUAGAAUGCUUUGAGUACCAGAUCCCAGAUAUCACAAAAGGUCCAGUUGUUGGUAAUGGUUUAUAUCUGGAAGGCAAUCCCCUGGUAGUUAAUUCAAAAAAUCUGAUUGAGAUACAGCGGAAAGGGGGAUCUUCUACCCCGGAUAUCAGUUUUUUGACCAAAAACCAACAGUUUAAGCUCAAGAAGCUGCAGUACUCAGAGCAGUGCAAUAGUGCCAUUAAUCCAAAUAAUGUUAUCUUAUGGGAUUAUAAGACAGGUUACGUGUUUUUCACGGGGAUAUGGAGAAUAUACCAGGAUGUUAUGCGAGCAAUGUGUAUCAUGAAGAGGGCCAACGGCGAUGAUGACAAGGAGGCAAAUAAAGAAAGACAGAUGGAAUGUGUAAAGGAACUGGAGUAUUCGCUGAAAAGUUGUCUGUAUGAGCCAUAUUCGCAGCAAUUAAUGCAAAAGAAUGGCUAUUCAACGUUUUAUGACAAUAGUGCUGGUGGCACCAAAAGAAGACCUUCUGUCGCAAGGUCUGGCAGCAUCUCUUCAGGGGCUGGACGGGGUACUAACGAGUCUACAAGCCAGACCAACUAUACUGAUCCAGUUAGUGGUGUUGCAGGUUUAGGAGUUACGUCAGGAUCUUCAGUUAAUUACAUUGAUGUACACUGGAAUCAAUUGGAUCCUGCCUGGAAAGAUCAUAUGUGUCGGUCCUUUCGGGAAAGUAAGAAACUUGAUAUAACUCCCGAUUUCCAUGACUGCUGCAAGAGGAUUCGGGGCGGAUACAUCAAGAUCCAGGGAACAUGGCUACCAUUUGAGAUAUGCCGGGAAUUAUGCAUUAGAUUUUGUUUCCCUAUCCGCUAUCUGUUGGCGCCUAUCUUUGGAGACACAUUUCCUCAAGAAUGUGCGGAUUGGUAUUUAAGUCAUAGAGGGUUUUAUCAAAAACAUACCAAUACUGGCGGUGCAACACAUAUGUUGCAGCCACUCUCACAGUUGUCCUGCAAGCCGAUGCCAACAAAUUUUAAGGGCAUUAAUGACAGAGGUUCUAUCUCAGAGGGCAGACAGCAUAGUGCCACAGAUAUAGAGCUGCUAGAUGCUUCUAAGAACUUAUUAGACAUCUCAAGGAGGACUAGUGGGAGUUUGGACUAUUGCGCUUUGCCAACAUCGCCCAUUUACUACAGCAACCUGCCAUAUCGCCAAAAGUAUGAUGGGUCUUUAGGGUUCAUAUCAGUUGGGUCAGGAACCCAAUUCCAUGAUCCACUAAUUAGCGACCCAUUAGCAGCAGAUAAGAGAAGGGCGCACUCUUGGUCGGCAGCAAAUGAUAAUCAGUAUAAUCGUGAGACCCUUCCUCCUAUUUCCGCUUUGAUAAGCUCUUUACCAAAUUUCGAAUCCGCUGACGCUUCAUAUGCAUAUGAUACUGCUAUAAGCCAAGGCCGCCCUGUUCAAUUCCAACCUAGUCCAAUUUCUGCACAAACUCCUUCAGGGCAUUUUGUGUAUGGAAAUCAAAACCUGAAACCGAAUAGGGUUUUCAAGGUAGCCCCUGUAAGCAGACGAGGUAGUAAGGAAUAUGUACCACCUUACUACUACAACAAAAAUGGACAGCAAACUCUCUUCACAGGCCAACAUCCUCGUGGUCCAAUUCCAGCUGAAGGUACCGCCGGAGCAGUUCCUAGAUGGGCAGAGGUUUAUAACCCUAACGAUCAAUCAUAUACGUAUUUGGAAGGUCUACGUAUUGGGUAUACUCCUGAAUAA
Molecule: messenger RNA, 2013 nt
Organism: Eremothecium sinecaudum
Lineage: Eukaryota; Fungi; Ascomycota; Saccharomycetes; Saccharomycetales; Saccharomycetaceae
Gene: XBP1
Product: Xbp1p
Exons: 1
Coding region: 1-2013 (670 amino acids)
Molecular function (GO): DNA binding
Source: RefSeq, a predicted model, not a curated record